GGAAACAGACUUCUUCCCCUUCUCUCCACAUCUUCGAUCACACCUCGGGACAAAUGUCUCUUGCCGGAGCGCUCGGGUGAGGCGUUAUUAUCACCGCUUCCCACAGCAAGCCGAGUGCGGCUCGGUUUCUUCCUUGUUGCCAUGGUAUGGCAUCUACAGAGCCCUGAUCUCAACAUCACUGUGGCUGUCUAUGAUUACCUGAAGAGACAGAAGCAAGCGUGACACAAAGUUUGCAGCCAAGUUCCUCCAAGAAUAUGGGAUUCUCAUUCUUCACUUAGAGACGUGCAGUGCAAAAAAGUAAGGAAGGUAGUGACAAACAUGAGAGAUUCUACAGAUGCUGAAAAUACAAAGUAUCACACACGCACACACAUCACUGGAGGAACUCGGCAGGUCAGGCAGCAUCUACGGAAAAGAAUAAACAAUCGAAGUUUCAGACCGAAACCUCUCUUCAGGACUGUUAUAGGAAGACAAUGGUAUAGAAUAGAGACAAUGAGAUCUCCCACCUCACGUUGGAAGGCUGAUGGAGAGUGGAUCUCCCUCCAAGGGGAUCUCCAGGACGGUCCACCCCUCCGUGAACCUGACACAACCGUUGCACGGGCACCGUGGCAACCCCGACUCCAAUCGGCCGGCCAGCGCAGCCUCGAUGGGAAGAGUCGUGGAUAUUUCCCAACCGGCCAAGGCGCCGGCUGGAAGCUCCCACGGGCGGCUUCAGCUCACGGUUCCGCGAGUGGUGAACGGGAACUCGGAGAGGCGGACAAGCCGGGUAACGGUGGGAGGAUAUCCCGAGAAGCGAGAGGGGUGGUCCCCGAGCGACUCCCAAGGCCUCCUAUCUUCAUUCUAUCACGAUAAAUCCAAGCUGAACAGGUCGCCCGCCUACCACAGCCUCUUGUCCAAGAGUCAGCGGCCGAAUUCCUCAGUGUACCGGUCUCACAGCUACGGAGGCCCCCAACUCUAUCGUCAACUCACGGACACUCGCGGUGGAACGACAGAGGGGGAGGCAGCUCCAAGUUCCGGACAGGAUGCCGAGGAGAACCGGCCUAGGAAGUCUACACGCCACCGAACCAGGAGCACGUUAAUAAACAGCAUUAACUCCCCCUCGGAAAGCAGCCGCCGCACUUUGAGUUUGCUGUACCAUUUUAACCUGCUCCGAGAAGAUUACGACAAGCCGAUGUGCUCUGUUGAAUGCAGAAAAGAAAAGAACGAGAGGGAGUUCUACUGUAGCAGUGACUUUGCAAUCAACGGUAUAGUCCACGAUAUAGUAAUCCUUGAUAAAGGACUGCAAAUGGUGACAUUACUGGUGGAUAGUGAUGGAUUCUACCGCAUGGGUCGGCUUUACAUUACUCCAGACGGAUUCUUCUUCAAAGUGCACAUUCUCGUGGUCGAUACAUUCAACUGUAAAAGGCUUUGUCCAGACUUAAAGUUUGGUGGUAGGUACAUCAUCAUGGGUCUGAUAUAUCACAGAAGAUACCCGCUACCCACAUGGGUACAAGAAAGGGUUGUUGGGAGACUAAAACCUGGUGACGGGCUGGUAAAGAGCAGCAGCUACGUGAGAAGAUUUAACAAAAAGAGGGACCAGAAAGUCCAGCUGUUAAGUGACGGGGUCUGUGAAACCCCUUUCCAAGGAUCACAGCAGAAAUGAAAUCGGAGGGCAUUUAUAACAUUUGUAAUAAUAUUUCAGUUUUAUUUAGAGCUGUUAUUUGUAAUUUUUUAAGUAUGCAGCUUGAUUUUUUUAAAGAGAGAUGCAUUAUAUAUUUAUAGUUUUGGAUUCUCUGUCCCUGCUCAUUUUUUUCAUAGUUGACCUCAGUAGCCAAGGUGGAGAUGGGAGAUAUUUGAUUCAUAGAACAUAGAAAUCUACAUCGCAUUACAGGCCCUUCGGCCCACAAUGUUGUGUCGACCAUGUAACCUACUCUAGAAACUGCCUAGAAUUUCCCUAGUGCAUAGCCCUCUACUUUUCUAAGCUCCAUGUACCUAUCUAAGAGUCUUUUCAAAGACCCUAUCGUAUCCACCUCUACCACCUUCGCCAGCAGCGCAUUCCAUGCACCCACCACUCUCUGUCUGAAAAACUUAGCCGACAUUCCUCCUGUACUUAUUUCCACGCAUCUUAAAGCUAUGUCCCCUCAUGUUAGCCAUUUCAGCCCUGGGGAAAAAAAUCUCUGCCGACACUUCACUCCCGUUGCUGUCCAGUGCUUGUGUGGGUGUUGGGCGAGUUUUUAUCUUUUCCCUUCUCGUGUGACGCCUGCAUUUGGUGGCUCAGUAACACCCACCACGCGAGUUCACAGACGGAAAAGAAGCCCGGUGGUAACACCGACCUCUCGCUGGGGCUCCGUGAUUUCUGAGGGUGGGGGAAGGGGUGAAUAGCCCUGAGGUAACUUGGAGCUUUGUGUUCAGUUCUGGUUACCGCAUAGGGAAGGAUGUGGAAGAUCUGGAGAGUGCUCAGAAUGUAUUGAUUUUAUUCAGCGAUACAACUUGGAGUUGGCCCUGAGAACCGCUCUGUCCUAGCAAACUCGAUGUAACCCUGAUCUAAUCUAAUACAAUGAGCAACUUUGGGCUGUGGGAGGAAACCAGGGGUAUCCAUGCAUUCCAUGGGGAGGACAUACAGAGACUCCUUACAGAAAGCUCUGGAAUUGAACUUGCCCCGAGCAGUAAUAGCGUCACGCCACGCGACUGUGAUGCCCAGGGUGUUGACUGGGUUCGAGCUGAGCGAGUUUUCCCCUUUGGAGUGAAGGAGAGUGGGAGGCGACUUGACAGAGGCGUACGAGAUGAUAUAAGGCAUAGAUCCAGUGGACAGACAGAUACUGUUAUGCAAUGCAGAAAUGGCUAAUACGGGGGCGGGGGGUAGUAGGUCAAAUGGGCUCAAGGGUCUGGCCUAAUCUACGUGCUGUGGUACCUUGAGUAACUGUAAAUCCAGGUGAAGGGUCUGGUCCCGAAACUGGGACUGUGCAUUUCCGUGUACUGUAUGGUUAUUGCCUGAGCCGAUGGGCUCCCUUUUUUAAAUUUGAGUAUUGCUCCAGAUUCCAGCAUCUGAGCCUCUUGCGACUCGGGCCUCCUUUGUGUUUUUGUGCGUUGGCCUUAAUUUUCAUUGCCCGGGGAACGGUUAGCUGACAGUCCAGCACCAAUCUGACACUAGUACAACACUCCUGCUCUUUGACAGCAGCGUUGAGAGAGAGAAAGAGGGGAGAUCUUUCCCAGUGAAAGGAAGACACAUGGAGAACACUAGAACCGUUCCCCCUCCUCUAGGAAAUGCUGUUUUUAAGAGAUCAAAGCAGCCGGCAUGGGUGCAGGACCAUUGGCUUUUACACUGAUAUUUAUCUAAAAGCUGAGGUUUCAAAGUCCUCGGCCAGGUCGCGCUGUAACCAUUUCCCCAGCGUCCCCCGGAGACUUUAGUGCAAACUUUCCCCAUAUGGAAUGGACACAGACGGUCGGAGGAAGAACUAUAAUUCAGGCACCCAGGCAGCUGAGGGUUUUCUCAAAGCUUUUACAAGUCAUCGUGAAAACAAGACGGGGUAAUUUGUCUGAAAUCAGAUCGCUUUCUGCUGGAGAUUUAUUUUCAUUUUAAUGCACUCCAAGAAGGAAAGGGGAAGUUUACAAUGUUCCUCGCUCCUGUAGAACUCCCGUUGUUACUUCCCAUCACAAUGUUUCCGCUGCGGAUUCGGGACUGUUCCUCACAGCUGCAGCCGGCCACCGGGAGAUCCCACUCCACGGGAGGGAUGGGAGCACUCCACGCCCGCCAAGUUCCUGUCUCACCAGCAGUUGUUCCAUAUAAAAUCCUUAGUUUGGAUGACUCAACAAAAGGCGGGAAGAGUUCCUGCGUUCUACCCGCUGUCCCUGUGGUUCACAUGAGCGAAUACAGUCAGAAAUAGCGAUGGUGCAACUGGGUUCAUCCAAAAAGGCCUAAAUAGAGCAGCCGUGGAGGGAGAUGGGAGGUUAAUAGAUUAGUUAUAAGUAAGGACGUCAAAGGUUACAGAGAAAAGGCAGGAUGAUGGGGUUGAGAGGGUUAACAAAUUAGCUGUGGUGGAAUGGUGGUGCAGAUGUGGUGGGCUGAUUGAUGCCCAAUUCUGCUUCUAUGCAUUCGCAGUGUAAAAUUGAGCUGUUUCCAUUCAACAUUUAGUGAGGGUAAAUGCAUAAAUUUUCAAGUAUUCGGGAGGAGAGAUGUGUUUAAAUUUAACACUAUCCUAAAAAUAGUAAUGGGAAUUGUGACAUAACUAUUACUCAGCCUACUUGUCGAUAGGAGUCUCUCCAACUUUAAGUGGCUAUCAUUCUGCCAACGUUUACUCCUUCUGUUAUAAAAUACCUUUAAACACGAUCGCCAACGGAUGUAUAGUUAUUUUUCUUUGAAGCAAAUUUGAUGCCUAAACCAAUGUGAACCGGAAGCAACGUUUCCCUUUUUUUUAAAGAGCUGAGUAGACUAAGUAUUGCUCUGAGUAGGAAUUUUUUAACACGGCCUGAAAGCUGCAUAGUCCUUUAAAUGUUUUUUGUAAUAUGUACAACAAACACAAACCACAACACACAGGAAAGUCAGGCAGGCAAAACAUGUGACAGGCACAAUGCAAAAUCAAAAUACUUUGACUAGAUGGAGUCGGCGUUCAGUGGCCUGGCGGUUUAUUUACAAUGAGCUAGAAACUUCCAUUCUGUGUUUAUUGUUACAAUUUGUAAUGCUGUUGUAACUUGAAACACUGACAAUGUAAAUACGUUGAAGCUCAAAUGUUCUAAGGUUGUGGUACAUUUAUUAUUAUUUAGACAAAUUAUGGAUAUAUUCACUAGUAUAAUUUCAAAAUGCCAUUAUUAUAUAAAAGAAAAUUCCAGCUACAUGGCAGCAAGUUCCCAAUACAUGUGCACAACUGAGAGUGAACAGCGAUUGGAAGAUUUACUUCCUGGAAUUGGGAGAUGUAAUUUCUGCUUCCUCCAUUAUUUAAGUAGAAUGUUUACUGAGUGAAUUAACUUUUUCCAGAAAUAGCAGGUGUAGACUACUCCUUCCAUGGCUGUCCACUGGUACUAUGAUGCAUACUUAUUUUAAAGGAGAAAGAUGAUACUAAUGAAGAAAGUAUAACACCCCAUAUUCUGUCUGGGUAACCUUCAACCUGGUGUGUGUGAACAUUGAUUUCUCCAAGUCCUGGUAAUUGCUGACUCAUCCCCUUCUCUCUUCUUCCAUUCCUCAUUCUAGUUUCCCUCUUACCCAGUAUUUUCUCUUAUCACCUCCCUCUGGUGCCCCUCUUCUUUCCCUUCUCCCAUGGUCCACUCUCCUCUCUUAUCAGAUUCCUUCUUCAGCCCUUUAUGCUUGCUUCAUACCCCCUUCCCGGACCCAUCCACCCCCUUCCCCCUCACCUAUCACCUUCCAGGUUUGUACUUCUUCCCUCCCCCCUUAUUCUGGCUUCCUCUUCUUUCCUCUCCAGUCCCAAUGAAGGCUAUCAGCCCAAAAUGCCAACCCUUCCAUAAAUACUGCCUGACCUGCUGAGUUCCUUCAGCAUUUUGUGCAUUGCUGUGGAUUUCCAACAUUUGCAGAAUCUAGUGUUUUUUCUUAAUCUAUGUUUUUUUUUACUUGAAAAUGGCACAGUUCAUCUACCCUUUUAUUUCUUAUUCCUUGAGCUCUUCAACAAGACCUAUUGAUUUUUGACAUUCUAAAAUUUAAUCCAAUGGACCACCAUUUGGUUCUUCACAUUUUGUCCUCCUGUUAUGACCUUAAAGUUAUGGACUCCUGGUCCAAUGCAGAAAUUAUUUCCCAGUUUUAACAAUACUACUCAAACUCUUGAAGCAUGAGAGAUCUAUGAGAUAGCUUUUCCACAGGAAGAAACUGGGCAACAAAGGAAAAUGUAAAGGAUGCAUGCCAAAGUUCUUUAAAAACUGCAACCAUCUGCCUGCAUUAGAAGUUUGUCAUUCCUAAUAUGACCUUAUAGAAGCAGAUUUAUUAUCCCUGAUCUUCAGUAGAUCAUGCUUCUUUUCCGUUUUGCAGAAGUGCAAAACAAAAAUAUUAUGAACUAUAGCAAUCUAAUAAACUAGUGCAAAAAGAGAGCUAAAUAGUCAAAUAGUGUUCAUGGGCCCAAGAAUUGAUCAGGAAUCUGAUGGAAAAGGGGAAGAAGCCGUUCCUGAAGAGUGCAAGACUCCUGGGUCUUCUUGAUGGUAGUAAUGAGAAGAGGCCAUAUCCUGGAACUUCAGAACUAAAAGAACAAGACUAGAUACUAGUCACCCUUGAUGCUUAGGGUUGGUUCUGAGUAGGCAAUAACUGCUCUAAUUUGUCCAAGAUCCAGCUCCCAAAGUGAUUCUUUAGAUAUAAUCUGGGGCAAAAGCUGAAUCUAACAGUGUGGCACCAGCAGAAGCACCAGAUGGUGAAGAGUCACACAAACUGCUCCUGGCCUGGGGAUGCUAAAAGCUAACUGCUGCUCUGUUGGCUGAGAAUUAAACCUGGAACUUCUAUAGCUAAAUUUCACAUCAGCCUGCAAAUUUACCCAGUGAUAGGCACCUGGAAAACUGCUGAAUGAUUUACAUUCAAAACAAUCAUAGGAGUCCAUGAAGGACUUCAGGAACAUAUUAACUACUGGCUGUGAAUUUUACCCAACUUUCUUCAGCCAUUAUGUGAUAGAUUUGGGCAAUGCUAACAAUAUGAGAGAGCAAUCCUGGGAACAGCAUAGUUAUAUCCAUGAAGUAGCUGUGCCAAAGGUUAUUAAAAUAUUUGGAUAAGAGUAGAGAACGAAAGGGCAAGGGAAAGAACAAAUGUAUACAGUGGAAUGGGGAAUGCUGAAGCUCUUGUGUGCUGCAUAUAAGGAGCUGUGUUUGAACAAAACAAGUACAAACUGAACUAAUAUUUUGACAAAACUACAGCGAACAGUCAAAUUACACAAGUAAAAGCAACACUAUGUAAUCUAAAAAAAUAUUAAGUAAAUUAACUUUUCCCUUUUUGGGUUUGGUCUGCUAUGACAAUAGUAAGUAUUAAUACUUAAUGAACCUUUUCAAUAAAUCAUCUGCUUGUGU
This is a messenger RNA of Hypanus sabinus (Atlantic stingray), 6963 nucleotides long. Its product is annotated as UPF0450 protein C17orf58-like. Bases 521 to 1639 code for a protein of 372 amino acids. The record is from RefSeq and is a predicted model, not a curated record. Gene Ontology annotation, molecular function: protein binding. The transcript is spliced from 7 exons. Lineage: Eukaryota; Metazoa; Chordata; Chondrichthyes; Myliobatiformes; Dasyatidae.